Molecule: messenger RNA, 2767 nt
Organism: Gambusia affinis (western mosquitofish)
Lineage: Eukaryota; Metazoa; Chordata; Actinopteri; Cyprinodontiformes; Poeciliidae
Gene: sting1
Product: stimulator of interferon response cGAMP interactor 1
Exons: 8
Coding region: 282-1478 (398 amino acids)
Biological process (GO): defense response to virus; activation of innate immune response; autophagosome assembly
Cellular component (GO): endoplasmic reticulum membrane; autophagosome
Molecular function (GO): cyclic-di-GMP binding; 2',3'-cyclic GMP-AMP binding
Source: RefSeq, a predicted model, not a curated record
CUUCUUUAACUGUGCAGAGACGCGGCGCCGAGACAAUUCAGCCACCACAAGAUUCAUCUCCGUCCCUCACCAUGACUCAGGCUGAUCACGAUCAACGAUCCAACAAUGUCUGGCCUGAGUUCUGUAAAGCAGCCUGGCCCAACCCAGAAAAAACAAAUGAAGAUGCUUAGAAGAAACUGAAAGUAGCUAAAGGAGGCGGAGUCAGACGGACAGAGGCAGAAGAGGCUCACUGCAGUACAGAAGUCAGUCCAGUCUUUCAAUCAGAGCAACCAGAGACCACGAUGCAUUGCCUUAGAGAAGAGGAUGCUCUUAUCCCGUCACCUCGUGGAAGUUUGCCAAAAGUUUGCAGUGCAUUGGUGGCUACCAUGGCAACCGGGGGAAUCCUGCUUCUGUCUCCUGGUAGGCUAAUUCACCUGGUAGCUUUAGCAACACUCAUAGUGACUCUUGGGGCCUUGCUCCAUGGACUCUAUCUGCUGGUUGAGGAGCUGCUGCACCAUUCAAACACCAGGUACCGAGGUCGGUCGCUGCUCGGCCACGUCCUGCCAGCUUGUGGAUUGGGGCCCAAGACUCUGCUGGCGGCAGCAAUGGCCGCCCUCCUGCUGUACCUCACCAGGCACGCUCUGAUGCACAAAGACCAAAGCUGGGAGCUCGUUGUUCUGGUUCCUGUGCUUUAUGCACUCUUCAAAUGCCUGGGAGUCCUGGGUCCGUCGGAGGUGGAGGUGUCGGACCUCUGUGAGGAGAGGAAGAUGAACGUGGCGCACGGCCUGGCCUGGUCCUUCUACCUCGGUUACCUGCAGCUGGUUCUCCCAAGUUUGAAGAAGUCCAUCGAUUCAUUUUGCGGCUCUCAUCGUGACAGCUUCUGGGCUCGCGGCUGCCAGAAGCUCCUCAUCCUCAUUCCACUUAACGCCAACAUAUCGCACAAGCUGGAGGACGAAGACGGCAACAUCCAGUUCUACGACAGCCUCCCGAACAGCGAGCUGGACAGGGCCGGGGUCCGGGGCCGCGUCUACAAGCACAGCGUCUACAGAGUGAAGGACCAGCGUGGGAAGGCCCAUGACUGCGCUGUGGAGUAUGCGACCCCUCUGCUGACUCUGUACCGCAUGUCCCAGGAGAGAAGUGCAGGUUUUGGGGAGUCUGAGCGCAGGCAGCAGGUGCUUCUCUUCUACCGGACCCUGAGGGACAUCCUGGACCAGUCUCUGGAGUGCCGCAACCGCUACAGACUCAUCCUGAUCAAAGAUGAGCACGAGGAUGACCCUAACUUCCUGUCCAAAACUAUCCUGAGGCACCUGGAGCAGCAGAGCAAAGAGGAGGUCUGUCUGAACGGAGCGCCGCAGCAGGAGACCAACAAACCCGUGGAGGUGGAGGACUGGCACAACUCUGAACCAAUGAGCCGAGAGCCCACGCUGAUGAUCAGCCUGGACAGGCCUCAGCCUCUCAGAGGGCCCGUCGAGGACACAGACAGCUUCAGAGCAACUUAAAACUGAAGUUCAGGGGCAUGCUGCGGUGGCGUAGGGGAUAGCGCGACACACAUUUGGAGGCCUUCAGUCCUCGACGCGGCCGUCGCAGGUUCGAUUCCCGGACCCGGCGACAUUUGCCGCAUGUCUUCCCCCCUCUCCUUCCCCCUUUCCUGUCAGCCUACUGUCAUAUAAGGGACACUAGAGCCCACAAAAAGACCCCCUGGUGGGGAGAAAAUAAAUAAAUAAAAAAAAUAAAAAAACUGAAGCUCAGGGACAGAGGAACACACACAGCACUCCACUGCCCUUCCCCACAGACUAGUUCCUGGAUUUCGGUCAACACUCAUUGGAGAGCUUAAAGCAGUCUGACUUGUCAUUCUUGUGCUGCUGUUGCAUGAAUUUCCUGCUUAUGAAAUUCAUAAUCUGGACCUUAAAACAAAUGCAGACUUUGAAUCGGCGACGCUGUUUACUGCGUCUUUCUUUAUUUCCCCCCCAAAAUGUGUUAAAUCAAUUAAAGCAAGCCCACAGCAUCAUGGACCCUCCUCUUACUGCAGAACUCGCUUCACUUGGUUCCAAAGAAUAAAACCACCUUCCUCUGUCCCUAUAAUUCAUCCCACAGAGAUGAAUCAUACUUAUUUAGGUGCAUUUUAGUGUUGGCUUGUCAUCACUAAAACUAAUAUUUUCAAAUGUAUUAUUGAUCCGGUUGAACAUGCUCUGUGCUAAAAGCGUGCUACAUGGGAUGUUUUGGUAUUGAUCCAGUACGAAAUAAAACUUGAGACAGUAUCGCCAAUACUGAUACCGAUACUUGAUUAUUUAAGCUGGAUACAUCACCAAAGGCAAGACUUUCAGGUGUUUGUGGUUUUUUUUCUGUAACUUAUUUUAUUCAAACGUAGGUUGGCAUUUGGACAAAGUUUACAGGUGUAUAAAUGAUAAACAGGAAAACAAAUCUCCGUAUUUCUUACAACAACAAAAAAAUUAUUCUGCAACCCGUAUUCAGAAAACCAGAAAACCGCACAUGUUGUGAAAACUGGAACAUUUUACUUGAAGUGAAAAAAUAUAUAUUUUGUUGAUUGUGUAAACUCAUUCUUUCAAAAAAAAAUCUUAUUUAGUCAGUUUUAAUAAAUGAAUGAAAAGCAGAUUUUGGUGCACCAAAGUUCACUUUUAAGGAGAAGUUAUGGGAUAGAUGUGGUCCUGUGCAAAUUAAAGAAAAUGUAAAAAGUGUGGUUAUUAAAAGACAAAUACUUUCUUGUACCCGACAUUUUUCGACUGUAAGAUUUGUGAUAUUUUUGCCCUGACUAAAAAUAAAAAAAAUC